GAACACCCGCCUGGUGUGAGAGUCCAGUGCUGUUAUUGUGCCUGGUGAAGCAGAAGCGCAUUCCGGCGUACACACGGCGGCAGCAUGUCUGAUCAGGAAGCAAAACCCUCAAGUGAAGAUUUAGGGGACAAGAAAGAUGGAGGGGAUUAUAUUAAACUCAAAGUAAUUGGACAGGACAGCAGUGAAAUUCACUUCAAGGUAAAGAUGACAACGCAUCUGAAAAAGCUGAAAGAGUCAUAUUGUCAGAGACAGGGUGUUCCUAUGAAUUCACUCAGGUUUCUGUUUGAAGGGCAUAGGAUCUCAGACCACCAAACUCCUAAAGAGCUUGGUAUGGAAGAGGAAGAUGUUAUUGAAGUUUAUCAGGAACAGACUGGGGGUCAUUCAUCGUUUUAAAACUUUUAUGUAAAUUUUCCCGUUUUACUUUUGUGAGGACCUACUCUGGAAUCCACAUCGUGAAUUCACUUAGUGAUGAGGAGAUCAGUAGCCGGGGACUUAAGAUGAAAAUGUAAAAAAAUAAAUUUUUGGAUUAGUUUCUUAUCAAACAAUAAUGAACAUGACCCCCUUUAUUGUCAUUGUUCCAACGCCGGCCUAGCAGAAAUAGGAAUUGUGUUUUUCUAGAUACAAGUGGUCAUGCAAUACAACCCGUUAUGGAAAUAAUGUUUGGUGUAUCUUUUUAUUUUUGUGGGGCUUGGGUUUUAAUAAAAAGGGGAAAAAAAGUAUAUUACAAAAAAA
Pelobates fuscus (common spadefoot toad) is the source of this 732-nucleotide messenger RNA. RefSeq names its product small ubiquitin-related modifier 1-B-like. The transcript is spliced from 2 exons. Gene Ontology annotation, cellular component: PML body; nucleus. The record is from RefSeq and is a predicted model, not a curated record. Gene Ontology annotation, biological process: protein sumoylation. Gene Ontology annotation, molecular function: protein tag activity; ubiquitin-like protein ligase binding. Bases 85 to 393 code for a protein of 102 amino acids. Lineage: Eukaryota; Metazoa; Chordata; Amphibia; Anura; Pelobatidae.